GGGCGGAAGGCGAAACGUCACGAUGUGAAAGUUACAGCAAGAUGGCCGCGCAGGUGCAGUUAUUGAGGCUGGAGCCUUUCCCCGAGCACGCGAGUCCCCUGGACGUGCUCGGUACCGAAUGGCAGCUACGUAGCCUUUUUCGCGACCACGCGGGGCCCCCGACCGUCCUGUUCACCCCGAGACGGCCGGCUUCGAGCCCUCGCCAGCCCGCCCUCCUGCUUCGUCUUCUGGCGCUCAGCGGUGAAGAGGCGGCGGCGGGCUUCGGCCGAGCCGCGGUAGUCUCUUCCCCGCCGCCGCCGCCGGGGCCGGGCUCGGUGAGGCUCUUCGCCAGCGGCUUAUUCCUGCGGCUCCGCGGCUUCCCGACGGCGGGGACCCGCGGCAUUGCGUGGCCAGUGCUGCCCGUAAACUUGGACGAGGUGGUGCUGGGUGUCCGCGGAGGACGCUCUUUGGCGCGGGACGACGCCGACGGGCUCGCCGCGAAGCUGCUGGAGCUCUGCGGGGGUGAAAGCUGUCUGCUGGCCCGGCGAGGAGAGCCGCUGCUCGGGGACCGGCCGGGACAGAUACCCGACGUGCUGGUGCUGUCCUGCGGCCCGGUCACGCAGGGUCGCGUCACGCCCCGUACCGCCGUGAUUCUGGCCGACCGGCCGGACGCGGCCGGGCCGGGCCCGCCCUCGAGGGAGCUCCGCCUGUGCGCUUCGGACUUUGCUCACCGCGCCGCCCGCCUGGGAGGGGACUGCUCGCUCCUGGACCGGCGUCUGGGGCUCAGCGGUGUCCCGGAGGAGCCGGAGCGGCGGCUGGACGUGCGCGUGACGGACGUGAGGCGGUGGCUGGAGGCAGACGACGGCCGCGGCGACGCCGACCCAGACGGCAGUCUUUACGUUGGCGGGCGCACGCUGCUCAGGCUGGGGAUGUUUGACGGCGAGUGGGUGGAGCUGCGCUCGACAGGCCCGGCGGACAGAUGGCGAGCGGCCGUCCUCGUCGCUAUCCGCUCGGAGCAGGCGGGCGACGGCGCCUUUGUGUCGGAGACCUUGUGGUUCAACCUGACGGGAGGACGCCAAAGCGUGGGCGCCGCCUGCCGCAUCGGGCUCAAGAGGCGGCGUCGGCAACCGCCGUCCCGGGAUGCCUCCGAGACUUCCCGCGGCUCGGGCCCGCCGCCGGCCGGCGAGCUUCACCUGCGGCCGGUGGCGGCCCCGGCCGAGCGGCCGGCGAGUCGCUACGACGACCUGCUGGCCGCGCACUUCACCGUCCCCAGGCUGGUGGCGCCGGGGGACGUUCUUCUGGUUCCUGCCCGCAACCACCCGGACCUGCUGGAGGACGGCCAGAGGUGCCGGGCACUGUUGUUUUUGGUGCAGCAGGUGUGUCCUGCUGACCAGACGGGAGAAGAAGGGGACGGGCUUUAUCUGGCUGACAGAACGCACACGUCCCUCUUCACGGGGCCGCCGGUCAACGUGUCGGCGCCCCGCGGCGCGGCGCCGUGGAGCGGCCCAUCCCCUCCGGGUCUCGAGCGCGCGGUGGACGCCAUCGGACGUAUCCUCGGCCCGCACCGACACGGCGGCUCCCUCCCGGCGCGCAGGCUCCUGGUCCACGGGCCGGCGGGAAGCGGCAAAGCAACAGCGGUGGCAGCGUCCAGUUCCAGACUGCACCUCCAGCUGAUCAGGGUGGACUGCGUCGGCGUGUGCGGCGACACGCCCGCCGCUACAGAGGCGCGGCUGACUUCCUUGUUGGAGCGGGCCAACGCCUUUCAGCCUUGCGUCCUUUUGCUGAAGAACCUGCAGCUCCUCUUGCAGACUCGCGGGGGCGCCGACGACGCCCGCGUCCAGGCGGCCCUCUGCCACCUGCUUCGUAGUGCCCCUGACAGGGUGGCGGUGGUGGCGACGGUCCGCGAAGCUCGUGGGCUGCCCGCCAGCGUCGUGUCUGCCUUUGUCCACCGGGUGGCGUUGGAGAGCCCCGCCGAGGGCGGGCGCCGGGCUAUUCUGACGCAGCUGAGUGGGGACGUUCGCCUCGAACGCGACGUCGACCUGGAGACACUCGCCAAAGUCACGGCUGGUUUGGCCUUGGGCGACCUGCGCGCCCUGCUGGUGGAGGCCGGCCGUGCGGCGUGCAGACGACUGCUCCUGGCUCGUCCCGCCCGGCGCCAGGAGGACUUGUGCUCCAGCGGCGUGAACAUCCGGCAACGGGACUUCCUGUCGGCUCUGCAGACCUUGCGGGACGCCCAGUCAGAGGCCGCUGGCGCCCCCAGGAUUCCGUCCGUGCGCUGGGAGGAUGUGGGCGGCCUGGAGCAGGUGAAGAAGGACAUCCUGGACACGGUCCAGCUUCCUCUACGGUGCCCGCAGCUCUCGUCCCUCAGGCUGAGUCGCACCGGCGUUCUGCUCCACGGGCCUCCGGGCACGGGCAAGACUCUGCUGGCCAAGGCCGUGGCCACCGAAUGCUCCAUGACCUUCCUCAGCGUGAAAGGUCCGGAGCUGCUCAACAUGUACGUGGGCCAGAGCGAGGAGAACGUCCGAGAAGCGUUUCAGAGAGCCCGCUCGGCAGCGCCCUGCGUGGUCUUCUUUGAUGAACUGGACUCCCUGGCGCCCAGCAGGGGGCGCAGCGGAGACUCCGGCGGGGUGAUGGACAGGGUGGUGUCUCAGCUGCUCGCCGAGCUGGACGCUCUGAACGCCUCCAGCCGAGUAUUUGUCAUCGGCGCCACCAACCGACCCGACCUGCUCGAUCGGUCCCUGCUCAGGCCCGGAAGGUUUGACAAGCUGGUCUACGUGGGGAUCAACGCAGACCGCGCCUCCCAGCUCCAAGUGCUCCGCGCCGUCCUCCGCAGCUUCAACCUGGACGCCUCGGUGGACCCGCGGCAGGUGUUGGAGCGUUGCCCCGCCCGCACCAGCGGCGCCGACCUGUACGCGCUGUGCUCGGACGCCAUGACGGCCGCCGUCAAGAGGAAGGUGGACGAUAUCCAUCGCGGUUUGGACUCUGAGGAGUCGCCGCUGCGCCUCACCAUGGCGGACUUUGGCGUGGCGCUACGUGACUUCCAGCCUUCGCUGUCUCCGGAGGAGGCCGCGCGAUACCGAGGCGUCGGGCACGAUGAGGCCGUGGCGAGCCCGCCGCUGUCGGGGGGACCCUAGCCCGCCGACAAAUGUGGCAAAGUGGGCGCAGGCCGCCUUUUAGCUUGGCAUCCGCACCCCGCCUCUGGACACGUCUUUUGCCUCAUCGGUCAUUCUUUUCUCACGUGGCUGAAGGGACAACAGUGUUGAACCGUACUUGAUUUUGCGGGAAGGACAGAAAUAAUGACUGUGACAACACAUUAGAAUUGUUUUGGGGGUUCCCCCCCCCCCCCCCCCCCCUUGUGCGUCG
Molecule: messenger RNA, 3342 nt
Organism: Syngnathus typhle (broad-nosed pipefish)
Lineage: Eukaryota; Metazoa; Chordata; Actinopteri; Syngnathiformes; Syngnathidae
Gene: pex6
Product: peroxisomal biogenesis factor 6
Exons: 18
Coding region: 42-3113 (1023 amino acids)
Biological process (GO): protein import into peroxisome matrix
Cellular component (GO): cytosol; peroxisomal membrane
Molecular function (GO): ATP binding; ATP hydrolysis activity
Source: RefSeq, a predicted model, not a curated record